This is a messenger RNA of Nematostella vectensis (starlet sea anemone), 1332 nucleotides long. Its product is annotated as melatonin receptor type 1A. Bases 1 to 1332 code for a protein of 443 amino acids. The record is from RefSeq and is a predicted model, not a curated record. The transcript has 5 exons. NCBI's taxonomy places the organism in Eukaryota, Metazoa, Cnidaria, Anthozoa, Actiniaria, Edwardsiidae. Gene Ontology annotation, molecular function: G protein-coupled receptor activity. Gene Ontology annotation, biological process: G protein-coupled receptor signaling pathway. Gene Ontology annotation, cellular component: membrane.
AUGAUUUUAGGGUCGAUAAGCGGUGUGCCGCCCGCUCCACAAAGACAGCCGCCAUUUAUCGGUACACGCAUCGAGGUGUAUGUGAUCUUCCCCUCAGUGCAAGUGAUCUCUGAAAUGGCCUCCUUGGAGGAGUACCCGACUCUGAUGGCACAGCUUAUGAACAGAGACAAGGCGUCUAUCGUCAUCGAGUCCAUGCUACUCGUCAUUCUUAUUCUGCUGGCACUACUUGGAAACUCUCUGGUGUGCUAUGUCUUGGCCAGGAACACUCGCCUGAAGACCACGCCCAACAUGCUGGUGGCCAACUUGGCGGUGUCCGAUAUUCUGAUGGCCGGAAUUUGCAUGCCGCUCUCACUAGGGGUCUCCCUCACGGGAACGUGGCAUUAUGGAGCCGUCGUGUGUGAUGCCCAGGGUUUUCUCAUAUUCUCCUUUGGAAUAGUGUCUGUGUGGACCAUGUGUCUGAUCGCCGUCAACCGCUACAUAGCCAUCAGCCAUCCCUUUCUCUACACCAAGACCUUCACGGCAUCGCGCAUGCGCAUUACCAUCAUCUUCCUAUGGCUCCUACCAUGGCUCGCCACGAUCCCACCCUUUGUGGGGUGGGGACAUUACGCGUUCCAGCCGGGCAAAGUCCUUUGCAUGUACCCGUUCAAUGUUGACCUCACAUAUACGUUUCUUGUUCAGUGUCUCUUCAUCGCUAUCCCCAUGAACCUGAUCUUGUAUAGCUAUAGCAAAUGUUACUUUGCGAUGAGGGCGAACAACCGAAGAGUGGCGGGCAUGAUGACAAGUGGGGACCAGGCCGACGCGAGGAGGAAAGCACAGGAAGCCCGUGCCACGCGUACUAUGAUGGUUGCGACCGCUGGUUUUAUUAUGUGCUGGCUCCCUGUCUCGAUCAUCGAUUUUGUCGACGCUUUUACAGGUUCUUUGCCAACAAGCAAGGAGGACGGCGACGGCCAAGACAACGAGAUCGAAAAAGAUGUGUUUGCGCUUGGAGGGAGUCUCCCGCGUCAGGUAUACAUGUUAAAUGCGUAUCUUAUCUACAUCUCGAGUACCAUCAACCCAUUCGUGUAUUGGUUAAUUAACGCGGAUUUCAGGCGAGCUUUCAACCAAGUAUUACCAUGUCUCAAGUUCAUACGGCGAGACACCAGCGAAGUCUCUCCUUCAGUUGUUGGACCUGAGGGAGGCUCAGGAACCAACACGAACAUAACUAUCACUAAAUUGAACGGUACGAAAGCCGACGGCGGCGAGAGUAUAUCGAUCGCACAACAAGCACGGAACAACCCCGAGGAAGCCUCGGAAAAAAACACGAAUAUCAGCGGUAAUUCAAGCAGGAUAUAA